Telopea speciosissima is the source of this 2740-nucleotide messenger RNA. Its product is annotated as copper-transporting ATPase PAA2, chloroplastic. Bases 47 to 2698 code for a protein of 883 amino acids. The record is from RefSeq and is a predicted model, not a curated record. Gene Ontology annotation, biological process: copper ion homeostasis; monoatomic cation transport. Gene Ontology annotation, cellular component: membrane. The transcript has 17 exons. Gene Ontology annotation, molecular function: copper ion binding; P-type divalent copper transporter activity; ATP hydrolysis activity. Lineage: Eukaryota; Viridiplantae; Streptophyta; Magnoliopsida; Proteales; Proteaceae.
AGAGGCUGAAGCGAAGCUCGAGGCCUUCAACAGUUCAGUUUUGUCAAUGGCGAUGAAUCUUCUGCGGUAUCCUCUCUGGUAUCAGGUGAAACUCUUUCCUGGUUCUGAAACAAAGCUUAAUGCACUUCCGUUACGGCUAAAUCCUCCAAUCCGCCGGCGACGUUUACUGAAAUUCCGACCAAAUUCUCUGAGAGCAAAGAGCAUUGAAGUUGGUUCCCCUGUAGGAGCACCUCUGCUGCAACGAAAGCGAGAUGUUGAGUCUUUGGUACUUCUCGAUAUCACGGGGAUGAUGUGUGGUGCUUGCGUUUCUCGUGUCAAAUCGAUCUUAGCUUCUGACGACCGUGUUGAUUCGGUUGUUGUUAACAUGUUGACUGAAACCGCAGCAAUCCGUUUAAGAUCGGAGGUCGUCGAAAAUGGAAUCCCGGUUGACAUUGUGGAGGAUCUGUCUCGAAGAUUGACGGAACGUGGAUUCUUGGCUAAAAGGAGGUAUUCGGGGUCAGGUAUUGGGGAGAAUGUGAGGAAGUGGAAGGAAAUGGCGGAGAAGAAGGAGGCCAUGCUGGCCAAGAGCCGUAGCAAGGUAGCUUUAGCUUGGACAUUGGUGGCUUUGUGCUGCGGCUCUCAUGCCUCGCAUAUACUUCAUUCCCUUGGGAUUCAUGUCGCUCAUGGAUCAUUUUGGGACUUUUUGCAUAAUUCGUACGUGAAAGGUGGAUUGGCUCUGGGGGCUCUGCUCGGACCGGGCCGAGAUUUGCUCUUCGAUGGUCUACAAGCAUUUGCAAAGAAAUCUCCAAAUAUGAACUCGCUUGUUGGAUUUGGAUCAAUUGCUGCUUUUCUUAUAAGUGCGGUGUCAGUGCUGAACCCUGGGCUUGAGUGGGAUGCUUCAUUCUUUGAUGAACCGGUCAUGCUCCUUGGUUUUGUACUUCUUGGACGUUCUCUGGAAGAAAAAGCGAGGCUCAGGGCUUCUAGUGAUAUGAAUGAACUCUUAUCCCUAGUAUCAUCUCAGUCACGAUUGGUGGUUACAUCCUCUGAAGGAGAUCCCUCUGCUGAUGUGCUUAGCUCUGAUGCAAUUUGCAUUGAAGUGCCUACUGAUGAUGUUCGAGUUGGAGACUCAGUGCUAGUUUUUCCUGGGGAAACUAUUCCUGUAGAUGGGAGAGUUCUUGCUGGGAAAAGUUUCGUGGAUGAAUCCAUGCUCACAGGGGAAUCACUUCCUGUAUUUAAGGAAAGAGGGCUGACAGUUUCAGCUGGGACAAUAAACUGGGAUGGUCCUUUAAGAAUUGAAGCCUCUACCACAGGUUCUAUGUCAACAAUUUCCAAGAUUGUUCGCAUGGUUGAAGAGGCUCAAGGCCAUGAGGCACCCAUACAAAGGCUUGCAGACUCAAUUGCAGGGCCAUUUGUAUAUAGUGUAAUGACUUUAGCAGCUGCAACGUUUGGUUUCUGGUACUACAUUGGGAUACACAUAUUUCCAGAUGUGUUACUCAACGAUAUUGCUGGGCCUGAUGGAAACCCGUUGCUUUUGAGCUUGAAGCUUUCUGUUGAUGUCUUAGUAGUUUCCUGCCCCUGUGCCCUUGGCCUUGCAACACCCACAGCUAUCCUUGUUGGCACAUCUCUUGGGGCAAGACAAGGGCUUCUUAUACGAGGAGGGGAUGUACUGGAACGCUUGGCUGGCAUAGAUUUAAUUGCGUUAGAUAAAACAGGGACCCUCACAGAAGGAAAACCUGCUGUUUCUGCUGUCUCUUCAUUGAUUGACAAUGAAGAGGAGAUUCUUCAGAUUGCUGCUGCAGUGGAGAAAACAGCAUCACAUCCAAUUGCUAAGGCUAUUGUAGAUAAAGCAGAAUCACUGAGUUUUAAAAUCCCUAACACAAGAGGACAAUUAACAAAACCAGGUUUUGGAUCCUUGGCAGAAGUGGAUGGGUCUUUGGUUGCGGUUGGUGCAAUUGAAUGGGUUCAUGAACGUUUCCAGAAAAAGACAGCCCUAUCUAAUUUAAUGGAUCUGGAAGAUAAUGUGAAGCGCCUAUCAUCAAAUGAGGUACCAUCAACAAACCAUUCAAAAACAGUUGUUUAUGUUGGACGUGAGGGAGAAGGUGUAAUUGGAGCAAUUGCAAUAUCUGAUAGUUUACGAGAUGAUGCUAGAUCAACCAUAAUGAGCCUCCAGCAAAGGGGUAUCAAAACAGUGCUCCUUUCAGGCGACAGGGAAGAGGCAGUGGUAACGGUAGCUAAUGCCGUUGGAAUUGGAAGUGAAAGUAGAAGUGCAUCUUUAACUCCACAGCAGAAGUCUGGUGCCAUUUCUGCUCUUCAAGCUAAGGGACAUCGUGUUGCAAUGGUGGGAGAUGGCAUAAAUGAUGCACCUUCUUUGGCCCUUGCUGAUGUUGGGAUAGCUUUGCAAGUUGAAGCGAAAGAAAAUGCUGCCUCUGAUGCAGCAUCUGUUAUUCUUCUCGGGAACACACUUUCACAGGUGGUGGAUGCAUUCGACCUUGCACAGGCAACAAUGUCAAAAGUCCGUCAGAAUUUGUCAUGGGCAGUAGCAUAUAAUGCUGUUGCGAUCCCAAUUGCUGCAGGAAUAUUACUUCCACAAUUUGAUUUUGCUAUGACGCCUUCACUUUCAGGUGGGCUGAUGGCUUUGAGCUCCAUAUUUGUUGUCACCAACUCACUACUUCUACAGCUUCAUAGACCUGCUACAAAGCGAGAGAACCAAAACUGCUAACGGCUGAAGCUGGAUUUUCAGGUGGUUUUGCUUUGCUCAUUU